Colletotrichum karsti is the source of this 3609-nucleotide messenger RNA. RefSeq names its product putative UbiD family decarboxylase. The transcript has 3 exons. Bases 1 to 3609 code for a protein of 1202 amino acids. Gene Ontology annotation, cellular component: nucleus. Gene Ontology annotation, molecular function: histone binding. Gene Ontology annotation, biological process: DNA damage checkpoint signaling; positive regulation of transcription by RNA polymerase II. The record is from RefSeq and is a predicted model, not a curated record. NCBI's taxonomy places the organism in Eukaryota, Fungi, Ascomycota, Sordariomycetes, Glomerellales, Glomerellaceae.
AUGACGCGAUCAAAGAGCCUUGCUGCUGCUGAAAUGAAGGCCCUUGAGGGCAAGAACGAAUCUCAAGACAGCCAGUACGUUCUGGACCAAUACAAGGCUCUGUAUGGGAUCGGCGUGGUACACGAGCAGCUCGCCUCCGAGGCCAGCAUCAACAUCGUCGCGACCCAACAGUCGAGGCUGCAGAAGCCGCCACGAGUCGCCCUCGACGGUCUACUCCGAUCCUCCAAGUCGCGCGACCAGUCAACCCAUUUCCAAAUCGGUACCGAGUACAGCGCCGCCAGCCACAGCCAGUCCUCGGUCGCGUUAAUUGCCGUUGACGCUACGGAUGCCGGCGGCCAAGAUCGCGGCCCAGAUCCCCAAACAACAUCUGCCUGCUCUGCUCCGAUUGAGUCCUCCGACGCAGCAAAUUUUCUCAGGCCGGCUUUGCCCACGAAAUCCCACGGCAACGCGGUAGAUUCCCAGCCCGACAUCGUCCCCGCACCAUGCGCCCCCGACGAAACCUCGCUGCCCAAGGAGAAAGUCAAUCUCUCGCCUAGAUCGUCGCAUCCGCCGUCCCGCAAGAAGAGAAAGAUGGACGUAUCGCAGCAAUCUCCGACCCAGGAGAAUGACGAAAGGGACUACGAGAACUACUUUGACGGCCCGUCCUUCGUCGAAACAAGCCCAAUCUCGCAAGACCCCACGAGCCAACAUCAUGCGAUCCACGAUGACGACUCGGGUGCCGUGCAUUUUGACCUUAGCCACCUGCAGAACGAGACACAAGUCGACGAAGAACCCUCAUCGAUACCCGAAGAUUCCGGCUUAGCCACAGGUCGAGGAAACUGGCGUAGAUCCAGCUCGCAGCAACACUCUUCCCUACAACGUCCCGAUGGCGAGUCCCCACUACCACCGACGGCGCCGCCGCCGCAGACUCCGGCUCAAAACCCCUUUGCCGGCAUGAAGAAGCUUGGUGAUCCAGCCUUAGUGGGAUCCCAGCUCUUCGGUCAGACACAAUUCUCGUCAGCCGUCAAACGAUUCAGCCCUACAUCCUCACGCCCAUCGCCACAUGGGUACAUACACAACUCCAUAUCACCAAACUUGGCAGAAACGUCGCCGCUUAAGAACCGAUUCAAUGUCACUUCGCCUUCCGAAAUGUUCCCUUCCAGUCCUCAGGCGAUCCGAAUUGAGCCUCUGCGAGCUGAGGAGCGGGAACGCAGCCCGAGCGACAGUGGCCAGCCCGACGAUGGCACGGUGCCAGAGUCUCCCCAGUACGCUCCUGUAAACAAGCGAGCGAGACCGGAGCCUAUGGAUAACUACGAGAACAUGCUGGAAUCUCAAAAGAGAAAGCUGAGCAUGGAGGCCGAAGAUAAUCUGUCGGGAGAGGACUCGGACGACGUGGCUGAUGCCCUGAGACGGCGUAGAAGGCUCGCCGCAUCGAAGCAAGAGGCCGCAUCCAAGGAGCUCACAAGCAUCAGCGUCGGAAGACGCAGUGAUCGUCGGUCGGUCGAAGUCCCCUCGACGACUAAGAAACCUAGAGAGAGACGACCGAGGCGAUAUCAAGCUCAACGCGCCGACAAAGAUUCGAAUGCAUCGGGUGACGACAACGAAGAACUCACAGUCGCAGAUUCGCAGGAUCAGGCUGGAGCGAAACAGUCAGCUUCUAGACCAUCUGGGGAUAAAGCAAAUCCGCGCGCAGUUCCACAGUCAGGCCUCGUGUCAAGCAACGAAGCAAUCCCCGACAGCACAGGUGCUACACAGAAGUCCAUCCCUAGCGGUGUGGUACCAGGUACCGAGAGUUCAGACAACAGCUCUCGGCCGAAAGAUAUCAUUCCGGAGACAAGUCCUACCAACACGCAGAGCCGUGCAGACGCCAAGGUUAGAGCGUCCUCGGAUGAGCCGUUGGUGGCGCCCAAACCGGAAGCCGUCAAGAACUCAGUCGACCCCGCUACUACUGAGAUGCAAGACCCUGAAGCUGAGAUUGAGGCUGAAGAAGUUCAACCCGAUACCUCUCCAGUCGCUCCCCUACAGCCAUCGCGAAGGUCUGGCCGCAAAUCACGCCCUACCCCCAAGGCGCAAGAUUUGAAUGAUACCGCGCGCACAGCCAAAGCUUCAGAGUACGUGAGUGCUGAGAUGCACUCCAGCGUUGACAAGGAAUCAGCCGAGGAAGCCGCGGCAGCACAGGAGAAGUCUGUCGUGGAAGACUUGCCAGCCUCGAGGUCUGUUCCUACUACGGAAGGUCGACCCUACAUACCUUCUUCCCCUCCAGUACCGAGAGGCUCAGUCAGAAAGAUGAGGGAGCCAGGUUUAUCAACACCGGACCAGGGUAACGGUGCCCCAGCACCUCAUGAACGAAACUCGCAUGCCGCACCCGAUCCCCCAGGCUCAACAUCGACGCUGAGUGUUCUCACGACAACACCCGUGCCGUCAGAUAAGACCUCGCCGGCAACUCAGGAGUCAGUAGAACUACCGCCUCUGUCUCCGCAGAAACCCACUCGCGGACGUCAAGCCACCAAGAGGUCGACCAAAGCCACAGCCAGUUCACGCGUGUCCAAACCCGGGACAAGAAGACAGAGCCGCAGGUCAAUGCGUUUAGACUCAGCUUCGACCGACGAACUGACCCGGUCGCCCUCCGUCACCGGCUUUGAGAACAGCAUCAUUCAGCCGCCGAAGUCAACUGCCCGUGGCAGUCGUCUUUCCAUGCUAUCGCAUACCUCCAAAGACGGCAACGGGCCCAAGAUGUUCGCUGGCAUGGCUUUUGCCAUAUCUUUCCAGUCAAAGAAGGAAGGAGAGAGAGCAGAUCAGUACGAGCACCGCCUGGGGCAAAGUCGCGACAUCGAGAAAAUGAUCGUCCAGUCCGGCGGCCAUCUGUUGAAGAAUGGGUUCGAUGAGUUAUUCGGGUCCAAUGCACUCAAGAGCAGGUCCACCAGUCCCGCAUCGGACGGCGCUGAAGACACUCCGUUGACCUUGACGCCUUGGGCCCAGACUAUGGGUUUCACGGCCUUGAUUGCCGACGGCCAUUCUCGGAAGGUUAAGUACAUGCAGGCUCUUGCUCUGGGACUGCCUUGCAUUUCGGAUCGGUGGGUGGCUACUUGUGUUGCUAAAGGAACCGUUGUGGACUGGCUUCCGUACCUGCUCUGUGCGGGGCAGUCAGCGUUCCUCCGCGACGCUGUGCGCUCUCGCAAUCUGGUUCCCUAUUCGGCCACUGAGGCGCAACUGAACGAUGUCAUCGAGGCGAGACCGAAGAUGCUGGAGGGAAGCAAGAUUCUGCUCGUAAUGAAGAAAUCCAGGGCCGAGGACAAGAAGAUGCCUUAUGUGUUCCUGGCGCACGUCUUGGGGGCUUCGCUUACGCGAACUUACAGCCAGGACGAAGCCAGGGACUUGCUCAAGCAGAAAGAGGAGCUCAACGAGCCAUUCGAUUGGGUGUAUGUGGAUGAGCAUACCGGGAAUGAAGAGGGUCUAUUCAGCUCUGCAGUCGCUGAAACCAAGCCGUCGAAGAAGAGGAAGAGGGCAGCGGUGCCGGUUAAGGAUGACGCCGGUCAACCACCAAAGAGGAUUCGGACUCUCAACGAUGAGCUUGUCAUCCAGAGUCUCAUUUUGGGUCGUAUGAUUGAAGAGGGAGAGCUUGAAGCAUGA